Molecule: messenger RNA, 1362 nt
Organism: Fusarium keratoplasticum
Lineage: Eukaryota; Fungi; Ascomycota; Sordariomycetes; Hypocreales; Nectriaceae
Exons: 6
Coding region: 1-1362 (453 amino acids)
Molecular function (GO): iron ion binding; oxidoreductase activity, acting on paired donors, with incorporation or reduction of molecular oxygen; heme binding
Source: RefSeq, a predicted model, not a curated record
AUGUCGGCCAAAUUCGAAAUUUACUAUCCCAUUCUAGCAUCCAAGCUCGAGCAGAAUGCUCUUGCAGUGGCGGGAUGGGGAAUACUCAGCGCUGUGCUCUUCGGAGCCUUGUUUGUCUGGUCCUUUGCGGUUGACGCCAGGAUGCCGAAGCUGCCCAUUGCCAUGCAGGAAGAGGUGCCAAACAAGAAGAAGCGAAUUGACAUUUUCAUCAAAGAUACUCGGAGACUGCUCAUUGAUAGCUACAACAAGUUUCAAGAUCAAGUCUUUGGAAUCACAACCACAGAAGCACAAUAUGUCCCUGUCAUUCAAGAGUUGAUCCGCAGACACUGGCCACUGGAGAGUUUUGACAAACCUACCGCCACAAAGCCCUGGCCGCACGUCAUGCGCCUCGUCUCCCGCAUCUCGGCCCGAGUCUUCCACAGCGCCGCCUCGGCCGACAACGACCACUGGCUAGACAUCGCCAGUGAACAUGUACACUCCGCCGUCGUAUGGACCGAGAACCUGAAGAAGUGGCCCGCCAUACUCCGUCCCCUAGUUUACCGAUUCGUCAAGGGUAGAGGGUACAUGAUGCAGCGCUUCGAAGAAGGCAAGGCCCUGGUGGCUCAGACGCUGGAAAACAAGAAGGCAAAUGGGGGCAAGCCUCUGAGCGACCCUCAGUCGCUUCUAGAUUAUCUCUACGAGAGCGAGCUGGGCCCUGAUAAUGUCGAGGCGCAUACCAUUGCCCAGAUUAACCUGUGCGUGGCUGCCAUUCAGUCCAUGGCUGCGACGGUGACUCAGUGUCUCAUGGAUCUUGCUACGCAUCCCGAGUAUGCGCCAGAGCUCAUUGAGGAGAUAAAGACAGUGAUUGAGAAGAACAAUGGUGUGGUGGAUAAGCGGGUACUGACUGAGGUGUGGAAGCUGGACAGCUUCAUCAAGGAGACUCAACGGUUGAACCCUCCCGACCUGACUAGCUUUCAGCGAAAGGCUCUCUCAGACAUGACCUUGUCCAACGGCCUCCGCAUCCCUAAAGGCGCCCGCAUUGUCCUUCCAACGGGAGCGAUCAACAUGGACCGGGAGUUUUUCGAAGACCCCCAGACCUUUGAUGGCUUCCGAUACUACAGGAUCCGAACUGCAAAUAAGGAGGCCCAGAACACAAACCAGAUGGUCACUGUCGGCAAGAAGGACUUGACGUGGGGCUACGGCAAACAUGCCUGCCCCGGUCGGUACAUCGCCGAGGUGGCCAUGAAGCUGCUCGUGAUUGAGUUUCUCAUGCGCUAUGACAUUCGGCUGCCGGAGAAUGUGAAAGAGAGGCCGAAGAAUAUCGAGUUUGAGGGCUUGAUUAUCCCAGAUCCCGAGUGGGAAUUGACGAUGAAGAGUCGAUGA